UAUGGCGGCUGUGUUGGACAAAUCAUUUCAGUUUAAUUAAGUUCCUAAACAUACAUAUUCUCUGGGAUAGUGCAGGCAUUUGUGAUUUUACUGACUUGUAAUUUAAGCGUUUAUAGAUUGGCUAGCGAAAAUAGCCCAAGCGAGCUCCGGAGGUUACCGUUGAGAGCCGUAACUAAGGCAACGACAAAUGAUGUGACUCGCGGGAGAGUAAACGUUAAAAAAGAAGCCAAACUAUCCCCUGAGUUUUUAUGCUUAAGUUCAAAAUUUCCGCUGUGGAGUAUGGAGAAACAUAACCUGGGAAAAGAAAGACUCAUAGUACCCACUGAUUUCACCUCAUCAGCGGUUUCAAGAAAUGUCCAGGAGGACCUGGUACCCCCAUCGCAUUUUGCAUCGAGUGUCAAAUCUGCUGGAGCACACAGAGGCAUUCAAAGCACUGGGACACCGCCACCCAUGUCCUGGAUAAACCCAGGUGUAACAUCAAUACCAUCAGGGGAUCCCAGUCCUGCCAAUCCAUGGCUCGCCAUCACUCAGGCCCAACAGGAAAUCUUAGAGCUGAGGAUGGAAAAUCAGCAGAUUAUGAUGUUACAAGAAAACAGUAUAAGAGGAAGGAUCCCUGUAGAUCAUCUGUCAGAUCUUAGGGCAAGAUCUGCUGAGAGAAAUGAGCAGUGGUCAAGAUGGGAGUCAGAGUGGCGUCUGGAGGCAGAGAAACACAAGGCUGAAGCUGAAAGGUUUAAGGGGCAAGUGGAGGCCUUGCAGGAGAGUGCAGGGAGACACAGAGAAGAGCUCAGAGACAGAGACAGCACUGUGAACAGACACAGCCAUGAGUUGGAAGCAAUUCGUGAGGAACUAUAUAAGGCAAAGACUGAACUCAGUCAAAUCAGAGAAGAGCUCAUUCACAGCAGUGUGCAGAAGGAGAAGAUAAGCUCACAGCUUGAAAGACUAAAGACAGAGUCUGAUGAAGAAAUUAAAAGGCUGAGGAGAGAUGUAGAGAGGAGGAAAGAGGAAACCCAGGAGCUUGCUCUGAAGGCUGAAAUGGGCAGAUUACAGGCUGAGGAGGAGGCCAAACAGCAGUCUCUCAGACUGUCAGAACAUUUAGAGGAAAAGCAGAGGAAGCAGGAGGUGGAGCUGCAACAGUUGAAUGCUUCCCACUCUGCAGAGUUGGCUGCAACAAGAAAAACAAACAGUGAACUACAGGACAGACUUCAAUCAAUGACCUCAGAAGUGCUGCAGCUAAAAGGCACUCUGAUGGAGGUAUCUACCGAGAGAGAUGGGCUGAAAGAACAUUUAAGCCAAAUGGGACAAGCUUUUGAGACACAAUCUGCAACACUGCACAGCCUCAGAAAUUACAUCGGCCAGCUUGCCCCAGAGAAAAGAGAGAAGGAACAAUUAAAUGAAGCUGUUGAGAGGCUGAACAAAGAAAAAGCAGCUCUUCAGAAGACCACAGAACUUUUGACAAUCAGACUAAACUCUGUGAAUGAGAUACUUGCCCUCCAGGAAGAGAAAAUAGUAAAGAAGACCUCGGCAAACCCACUUGUGAGAAAUGGAUCUGAAGGCCUUCAAUUGAUUCAGCUCUGGAGAGAAAAAGUUUUCAAGUUAUGCAUUCAUCUACGCUCAAAGGACAUUGAAUUAAGAGGAGAAAAGGAUGAACUCCUUUCAAAAUUCAGAUUCAUGGAGCAGCAGCUCCAGCAGGAGCAGCACCGAGCUAGUGUCCUCCAGCACAGUCUAGAUAACAGGAUAGCUGAGCUGGACCUGGAGAGAGUGGAAAAGGAGACAUUGAAACAGGACUUGGCCCAGGCUCACAAGGAAAAUUCUCAGCUAAAGUCACAGAGGCAGAAAUCGGAAGUGGAUCUUAAAAUCCUGACAGAGGCAGUGCGCAGGUUCAGUCUGGCAUUUGAAAACAAGGUGGCAGAGGUGGACAAAGCUCAAUCAAGGUUCAACACUUUUACCCAGCGGCUAACUUUUGCUAAAAGACAAGUGGAGACAAUCCAAGGUUUGAUCAUGAGGAAAGUGGCUCUGCAGAAGGUUCAGCAGACCAGUAAACAGACAAAACAGGCUACUCACAGCAUCACAAACCUCCAGACAGAGCUUAGUUUGGUGUGUGAAGAGAGAGACAAGCUCACACAGGAGCUCAAAAGAACCCCGGAGCUCAUCGAGAAAGCUUUGGCUGAUCUGAAAGAACAAUAUGAAAGCAAACAGAGGCAGCAACAGCAGGAGCUGGAGCAUAGCUGGGUGGAGGUCCGACAGGCUGUUGCUGGCAGAGAGAAGGCCGAGCAGACCCUGCAGCAGAUCAAGGCCCAGCUAGAGGAGACCAAGGUCAACCUGGAAAAACUCCGCUCUGAGCUGCUCAUCCAGCAGGAACACAGCGAGCAGGCCCGGCAGGAGAGGGUGUCUGAGAUUGAGGACCGCUGUGCUGAGAAACUGAGAGAGAUGGAGGUUCAAGUCAAUAUGGCCAGGAGAGAGCACACCAAAGCAGUUAUGACUUUGCGGCAGUUUGAGAAAGAAGCAGCAAGGAAACAUGAGAUGAGAGAAACUCAAUAUUUGGGGAGGGCACACACAAAGAGGGAAGUUGAGAAUAAGCAACUGAAGGAGACAGAAGAGGACGAAAACCUGCUGCUGGCCACUGUUGCUGAACGAGGGCUGAUGAGUGGGUAUCCAAGAGUUUACACAAGAGCUCCACAAAACUCUGCUGCUCCCAGGGAACAACAACAAAAACCUUUAGAGAGGAGUCGCUCUGUAGGGGCAAAAGCACCUGCAGACGAGAAACUCCUGUCUGUUUUGGAAGAGCUCCACACUCUCAGUGCUGCAGUGGUAAACAGUUCUGAGGACUCAGCGGAGGAGGAGGGACAGACUAACAGCGUGAGACCGUCCACAGGCAGUCUGCACAGCUGAUACCUGAAGAUGAAUCACUGGAGGCAGUGAAAACCCCUUUAAUUUGUACAAAAGGUUGGUAGUGUUGAUGAUUUAGGAGCCAUGAAAACAAAGUCAGUGGAAACAGUUUGAGCCAAACAUCAGAAAAACAUGCAUGUUACAUUGCUAGUGGGCGUAUCAGAAGAAUAAUAGUGAUCUAGUGCAGACACAGUAUACAUAAAUUUAACACAAAUGUAAAUUCAGGUUCAUAAAAUACUUUCAAUACCUCUUCUGCAUCUGUCUGCAGGAUGACAUUUAAUUACAGACAAUACUGUAAAUACAUUAAUGGACAAAGAAUUUAACUCAAUCAACAUAUUUUAUCUGUUUGAGAAAUCUCCACAAGCUCUCCUUAACCAAAGUGAAAUGAAAGAUUUAGAUGUUUAUGUUCACAAUAUGGUUUUUCAUUCUCUUGCUUGGACUAAAUCACCUCACUUAUUAGACCACGUUCCACACUUUCACUGUCUUUUAACUAUUUUUGAAUGAUAUUAAAAAUCAUAAACUUG
Molecule: messenger RNA, 3410 nt
Organism: Seriola aureovittata
Lineage: Eukaryota; Metazoa; Chordata; Actinopteri; Carangiformes; Carangidae
Gene: cchcr1
Product: coiled-coil alpha-helical rod protein 1
Exons: 19
Coding region: 280-2889 (869 amino acids)
Biological process (GO): protein export from nucleus; cell differentiation
Cellular component (GO): centriole
Source: RefSeq, a predicted model, not a curated record